AUGCCGGACCAUUCCGCAGUCUACAUUGGUUCUGCAUUCGUGGCCGGAGUCUCUCUGGGCCUUGUGUGCAGAGAAGUUCUUUAUCCGCAUGGUCAUCAUGAAAAGUCGGCAGACUCCAAUCCAGCAUCACACGCACUUGUCGCGCGGUCAGGUCCCCCGGCAAUUGUGGAGGGUAUCCAAGGAUGCAUUGGAAAUACACCGUUGUUUCGCAUCAAGUCCUUAUCCGACGAAACAGGGUGUGAGAUCCUGGCCAAGGCUGAAUUUUUGAAUGGUGCAGGCCAGAGCUCGAAGGACCGUGUAGCGCUCAGUAUGAUCGAAAUAGCUGAAGAAAAGGGCAUCCUCACACCAUAUUCUGGUGACACAAUUUACGAGGGCACCUCAGGUUCAACUGGAAUUUCUCUUGCGAGUCUUGCUCGUGCUAAAGGAUUUCUAGCUCAUAUCUGCAUGCCUUCAGACCAGGCAAUUGAAAAAUCAAAUCUACUCCUAAAGCUAGGCGCCAUAGUCGACCGCGUGCCUCCAGCUCCCAUCGUCGAAAAAGAAAACUUUGUCAAUCGUGCGCGAGCACUCGCCCAAAAGCACACAGAAUCAACGAGUGUCCCCGUUACUUCUGAAGAAAACGGCCACCUAGAGACGCACGAGCUCAAAGUCCGCGGCCGUGGGUUCUUCGCAGACCAGUUCGAGAACGAGGCCAAUUGGCGCGCUCACUACGCCGGCACUGGUCCGGAAAUCUACGCCCAGUGCAAUGGGAAGAUUGAUGCUUUUGUGGCCGGUGCAGGCACUGGCGGCACUAUCUCUGGUGUAGCGCGGUAUCUCAAGCCACUGCUUCCUAAUAUCACCAUCGUACUUGCGGAUCCGCAAGGAAGCGGGCUGUAUAACCGAGUGCGUUAUGGUGUUAUGUUUGACUUGAAGGAGCGGGAGGGUACGCGCCGACGGCCGCAGGUUGAUACUAUCGUCGAGGGCAUUGGAAUCAAUCGUGUCACUGCGAAUUUUGAGGCUGGCAAGGAGUUGGUUGAUGAUGCGGUGCGUGUGACUGACGCUCAAGCACUAGCUAUGGCUAGAUUUCUAGUGGAGAAGGAUGGAAUCUUCAUUGGAAGCAGCAGCGCGGUCAAUUGCUUCGCUGCAGUUAAGACAGCGCAGAAGCUUGGCCCAGGUCACCGAAUCGUGACUGUCUUGUCUGAUUCUGGAUCACGGCAUUUGUCUCGAUUCUGGGCCAAAGCUGGAGAUGUUGGAGGAGCGGUUGACACAAAGUUGGAAGAUGUGCUUAAUGCCCGUGAUGAGGACUUUCAAUAG
This is a messenger RNA of Penicillium daleae, 1290 nucleotides long. RefSeq names its product putative cysteine synthase. Gene Ontology annotation, molecular function: cysteine synthase activity. The record is from RefSeq and is a predicted model, not a curated record. Gene Ontology annotation, cellular component: cytoplasm. Bases 1 to 1290 code for a protein of 429 amino acids. The transcript has 5 exons. NCBI's taxonomy places the organism in Eukaryota, Fungi, Ascomycota, Eurotiomycetes, Eurotiales, Aspergillaceae.